Molecule: messenger RNA, 4030 nt
Organism: Manacus vitellinus (golden-collared manakin)
Lineage: Eukaryota; Metazoa; Chordata; Aves; Passeriformes; Pipridae
Gene: PHEX
Product: phosphate regulating endopeptidase homolog X-linked
Exons: 22
Coding region: 459-2702 (747 amino acids)
Biological process (GO): protein processing
Cellular component (GO): plasma membrane
Molecular function (GO): metalloendopeptidase activity
Source: RefSeq, a predicted model, not a curated record
CAUCAGUCUUGUGUUGGUAGAAGUUGUCAGCAGUCCUGCUUUGAUUGUAAAGGGUUUACAGCUUUAUGUUUCAAUAGCUAAAACAUCUGUUCAGCGACAUUGUGAAAUCCUCAUGUUCAGAACCCCUGAUAAGGGGGACUGCUGAGCAAUUGGCUCAGAGGCUCUCCAGGCAGCGAGGGCUGUACGUACAGUGGUCACCGCUUGCCUUCCCUUCUCCUGGUGAGAGGAAAACAUAGGAGACAGCUACAAUUUUACACGUGAUUUUCCUUUGAGAAGGAGAGAGCAGGAAGUGCCUAGGAAAUGGUUCAUGACAGAAACAUGGAGUUUUAAAUAGGAGAGAGGAGGAGGAGGAGGAGGAGAGCUCAUGGGCACAUUUUGCGAACAGUUGAAACACUGACACCACAGCAGCAGGGGAAAACCAGACUUCUGCGACAGCAAACACACCCCAAGCUAUCCUGAUGGAAGGAGAGACGGCACCAGAGGCCAGAAGAGGAGCCAGCAAAGCCACACGGAUCGCCCUCGGUGUCUUUGUGAGUAGCACUGUCGUGCUUGGCACCGCGCUUUUCUUGGUUAGCCAAGGUCUUAUAAAGUUUCAUCCGAAGCAACAGUACUGUUUGACUGCAGAAUGCAUUGAAGCUGCUGCUGCCAUCCUGAGCAAGAUAAAUCAAUCCGUAGAUCCGUGUGAGAACUUCUAUAGAUUUGCAUGUGAUGGUUGGAUAUAUAAUAACCCUAUUCCUGAAGAUAUGACAAACUAUGGUGUUUACCCUUGGCUGCGACACAAUGUGGACCUCAAACUAAAGGCAUUGCUUGAGAAACCCAUCAGCAAAAGACGAGACAGUGAAGCUGUACAGAAGGCCAAGGUCCUUUACGCAUCCUGCAUGAAUGAGAAUAAAAUCGAAAAAGCUGAUGUGAAGCCCCUCUUAAGUAUCCUGAGGCACUCACCUUUCCGCUGGCCUGUGUUGGAAUCCAAUAUUGGACCUGAAGGACUGUGGUCAGAAAGGAGAUUUAGUUUACUCCAAGCCUUGGCGACUCUUCGUGGCCAAUACAGUAACUCUGUCUUCAUCCGUUUGUAUGUGGCUGCUGAUGACAAAAUCUCCAAUCGGUAUAUCCUGAAGCUUGACCAAGCAAGCCUCUCUCUGGCAUCUAGAGAGGAUUACCUAGAAAACACCACAGAAGCCAAAUCUUACCGAGAUGCCUUUUUGCAGUUCAUGGUUGAUACAGCAGUGCUUCUGGGUGCAAAUGCUUCACGAGCUGAAUCUGAUAUGAAAUCAGUUCUAAAACUGGAAGUUAAAAUAGCAGAGAUCAUGAUUCCAUAUGAAAAUCGAACAAGUGAGGUGAUGUACAAUAAAAUGAACAUAUCGGAGCUUAGUGCCAUGAUUCCACAGUUUGACUGGCUGGGAUACAUCAAGAAGGUGAUUGACACCAAACUCUAUCCUGAGCUUAAAGAUAUAGGUCCUUCAGAAAAUGUGAUUGUCCGUGUUCCCCAGUACUUCAAAGAUUUAUUCAGGAUACUAGAAAAUGAAAGGAAAAAGACUCUUGCCAACUACGUGGUGUGGAGGAUGGUUUAUUCAAGGUUAUUUAAUCUCAGCAGACGUUUCCUGUAUCGGUGGCUAGAAUUUUCUCGGGUGAUCCAUGGAACCACAACUUUGCUGCCUCAGUGGGAUAAAUGUGUGGACCUUGUUGAAAACGCACUCCCCUACGUUGUGGGUAAGAUGUUUGUGAAUGCCCAUUUUCAAGAAGACAAGAAAGAGAUGAUGGAGGAGUUGACGGAAGGAAUUCGCUGGGCUUUUAUUGACAUGUUGGAAAAAGAAAAUGACUGGAUGGACUCUGAAACAAAAAGAAAAGCUCAUGAGAAGGCAAAAGCAGUUAUGGCGAAAGUUGGUUACCCUGAGUUUAUAAUGAAUGACACAUAUAUUAAUGAAGACAUCAAAACACUGAAGUUUACAGAAAGUGACUUUUUUGGCAAUGUGUUGCAAACUCGCAAAUACGUAGCCCAAUCUGAUUUCUACUGGCUUAGAAAAGAAGUUCCAAAAACAGAGUGGUUUACAAGCCCAACUACUGUAAAUGCUUUUUAUAGUGCAUCUACCAACCAGAUCAGGUUCCCAGCAGGAGAACUACAAAAACCUUUCUUUUGGGGAACAGAGUAUCCUAGGUCAUUAAGUUAUGGUGCCAUUGGAGUAAUUGUUGGCCACGAGUUUACCCAUGGAUUUGAUAGCAAUGGUCGGAAAUAUGACAAAAAUGGAAACUUAGACCCUUGGUGGACAACUAACUCUGAAGAAAAAUUUAAAGAGAAAACAAAGUGCAUGAUUGAUCAAUACAACAAUUACUACUGGAAGCGAGCUGGCUUAUAUGUGAAAGGGAAGAGGACUUUGGCAGAAAACAUUGCAGAUAAUGGAGGUUUGAGAGAAGCUUUCAGGGCAUACAGGAAAUGGAUUACAGAAAAGAGGGGAGGAGAAGAAGAGCCUUUACUGCCAGGCCUUGAGUUCACACACAACCAGCUUUUCUUUCUGAGUUAUGCCCACGUAAGAUGCAACUCCUUUAGACCAGAAUCUGCGAGGGAGCAAAUAUAUACUGGAGCUCACAGCCCUCCACAGUUCAGAGUUAUUGGAGCCAUGAGCAACUUUGAAGAGUUCCGUAAAGCUUUCAAUUGCCCAAGGAAUACGACGAUGAACCGAGGAGCAGAAUCCUGCCGGCUGUGGUAGAUGUUCCUUCCAGGUCUUCUGUCAACAGGAGUCUGCAAUGUGAACUGCUGAGCUCAAGACCACUGCUAGAGUUUCAGAAUAAUGUUCUGAAAUCUGGAGAGGUGUUACUUCAAAUGCAUCUUCCUUAUCCAUGUUGAUGACCAGCAUGGAUCUAAUCAUCCCUGUUUAGAACCUAGAAACAUUCCAAAUAGAAGAGGUUUCCUUUAAUGAUAAUAAUAAAAAGUAACUCAUUUUAUCCAUAAAACUACUCCUGCUCAUCUGCAGUUGCAUUGCUUUUGAUGGAUAACUGCCAUUAUCAAUUCUAAUUCCUGAUUUAUAGUUGAGCAAGAGGUAAAUGCUAAAAUUCAGUUUUAAUCUACUGCUCUGCAGGGGUGCUGUGCAGAAUGCUCCUACACAAAAUUUAUUCUUUCCGGAUGAAGAAAUUCAUGAGACCUGCUAUAAAGUCAAAUCUGAUCCACUGAGUGAUACAACAUUUUCAUAACUUAAACUGUCACAGCCCAGCAUGCCAUAAACGAUGUUGUGUGAUGUAAAGACACAAGACUUUAUAUAAAUUCAGUUUAAUAUGUCAGAUUAGUGCCUCAGGUUUUGGAACAGUUUCAAGAUGAGGUAGUAGUAUCCAUCUGCUACAACUAAAACACAAAGGAUACUUGUCAGAUUGUGGCCUCCUCUAAUUUUAGAACAGCUUAUGAUAAAAAUCAAUGUAUGAUGAAAAUCAAAGGCUUGCAGAGGGAAUUCCCAACACCAUGAUACUCAUAAAUAUUGCAGCAUGUAUUCCUGUUCACACUGUGGGUAGUUUUUUUCCCAGGGGUGGUUUUUACCUUGUGCUGAAGAUAGCUUUAGCUACAUCUAUUUUUUAAGCCUGAAAUACUAUACCACUUGUAAGUUAUGGGUAUUUUAGUGUUGGGUCUUACAGAGGAUUGUAAGUAGAGUGCAUCUUUGCCCUCAUGUUCUGGAUGGAGCAGGAUGAUUUGUGAUUUUAAAGAAAGAAGAAUAUGCGACAGAAAAACAGAUUACCAGCAGCAUUUGACUUGUCUGGAUAAAAAGAGCAAUUUAGGAAUAGAGGACUUAUAAAUACACUAAAAAUGCAGGCCAGUUGAGUCUUUAAUUUGAUUUCUAACAAUAUUCAUGAAAGGACAUUUUAUUGAAGAGAAAAACUUUAACAUAUAACUGUUACUGGGGGACACACACACAAAACAACUCUUUUCUAACAGAAAGAUACUUAUUUAAGUGAUAUAUAUUUAUACCUUGUACAUUAAUUCAUUUUUACAUGGUGGAAUUUCUUUAGAUUUAAUUACUGCAAAUCCAUAUAGGUCUCUGUGUAUAUGCAC